Molecule: messenger RNA, 1030 nt
Organism: Dryobates pubescens (Downy woodpecker)
Lineage: Eukaryota; Metazoa; Chordata; Aves; Piciformes; Picidae
Gene: OAZ1
Product: ornithine decarboxylase antizyme 1
Biological process (GO): positive regulation of protein catabolic process
Cellular component (GO): nucleus; cytoplasm
Molecular function (GO): ornithine decarboxylase inhibitor activity
Source: RefSeq, a predicted model, not a curated record
GCCUGGAGAGCGGCCGGCGGGAGGCGGCGGAGGGUUUCGGGGUUCGGACCAGAGCGGCCGGAUGGUGAAAUCCUCCCUGCAGCGGAUACUCAACAGUCACUGCUUCGCUAGAGAGAAAGAGGGGAAUAAAAGCACCAUCAUGCCCGCUGUGCUGAGCCUCAGUACCGGACAGAGCAGUUCCAGGGUUCCCUUCAAUUGCUGUAGUAACCUGGGUCCGGGGCCUCGGUGGUGCUCCGAUGUCCCUCACCCACCCCUGAAGAUCCCAGGUGGGCGAGGGAAUAGUCAGAGGGAUCACAAUCUUUCAGCUAAUUUAUUUUACUCGGAUAAUCGGCUGAAUGUAACAGAGGAACUCACAUCCAACAGCAGGACCAGAGUCCUGCACGUCCAGUCCAGGCUCACAGAUGCCAAACACAUCAGCUGGAGAGCAGUGCUGAACAACAACAACCUCUACAUCGAAAUCCCCAGUGGUGCUCUGCCUGAAGGGAGCAAGGACAGCUUUGCAGUUCUUCUGGAGUUUGCUGAGGAGCAGCUCCGAGUCGAGCACGUCUUCAUUUGUUUCCACAAGAACAGGGAUGACAGAGCUGCAUUGCUCCGGACUUUCAGCUUUUUGGGCUUUGAGAUUGUGAGACCAGGGCAUCCCCUUGUCCCCAAGAGACCAGAUGCUUGCUUCAUGGCCUACACGUUUGAGAGGGACUCAGCAGAAGAAGACUGAACUGCAAUGUUUGCCUCUCUAGAGCUUUCUUGGUGUCUUAUCAAAGAGUUUGUCAACAUCCACCCCAGUCUCUAGCUUCACUCUAUCAAACCCUUCUGCCCCAGCUGCUCUGCUGAUGAGGUGUUGAAAAAGUUCACUUUCCACAUCUUUAGUUUCCCCUUUUCUGCCCUCCCUUGCCCCCUGCCUCCCUUUCUGCCCUCCCUUGCCCCCUGCCUCCCUUUCUGCCCUCCCUUGCCCCCUGCCUCCCUUUCUGCCCUCCCUUGCCCCCUGCCUCCCUUUCUGCCCUCCCUUGCCCCCUUUCUGCCCUCCCUUGCCCCC